UGCACCGUGGCAACAUCAACAACUCGUUGUCUGAAGUAAACAAGACGUGCAUUUCAGUCCUUUAUCCAUGGCUGGGUACAUGAGGUCAGAUCCCAAGGGGAAGGUAAGACGACGUGUUCAAGACCUUCGCAUCCCUUCCUCCUCUUACUAUGACUUCAGAGCCAGCAGACCCACGUUGGACCUGAGCCACAACGAGAGCAUUCGGCUGGCAGUGGACUCCCUGCUCAGCUGGGGCUUGGAGGAAUACCACGAGGUGUUGAACGCAGAGGGAGAAGUGGACUUUCUGUCAGAGCUGGAGAAAGUUUACAUCCUGGAAAAUAGCAGGGAUGGCAGCACAGCUGAUCCUGGUGUAUCUGAAGAUGAUGACGAAGAGUUAGACAGCUUGUCUGCUGGCUCACAGUCUGCCACACGAUGUCCUGGGAUGUCCACAGACAGUGAUCCUACCGUGGCAGGUUUGGACCUUAGCAACCUAAAAGAUGUGAAGAGGACUGAUUGUAUCCUGGACAAGCCCAGCAUUGAGGUUUAUUUCCAGACUGAUAGCAGGGCAGCUGGCAUUAAAGACCUGGUCAGAGAGUUCAUCAGGAAGCCUACAAUGGUCUUAGCCAUAGUGAUGGACAACUUCAGUGACGUAGAGCUGCUGUGUGACCUUCUGGAGGCGAGCAGGAAGAGAAACGUGUCAGUUCAUCUGCUGCUGGAUCAUCUCAACCUGAACCUGUUUGUCAGCAUGUGGCAGGACCUCAAACUCAACAGCAAGAACUUCCCAAAACUGUCAGUACGCAGUGUGGAUGGACAGACCUACUGCGCCAAGACAGGCAGGAAGCUGACUGGUCAGAUUGCUGAGAGUUUUAUCGUCGCUGACUGGACUGAAGUGCUGGUUGGCUCAUACAGUUUCUCCUGGCUGUCCUGGCAGGUCCAUCGCAGUCUCGCUGUUCUUUUAAAGGGCAGCGCGGUCAUACCUUUCCAUCAGGAAUUCCACAGGCUGUACUCUGGCUCCAAACCAGUCCCUGGCUUUGUCACUUAUAUCACUGUGCCUCACACUCUCCGUCGUCACACCACGUCCCAUGCAGCUCAAAAAGAUAACGUUGACGUCAUUAAGUCCAAAUCAACCCGGACCAAAACAGCUUGCCACGGGUCUUGGAAUGAAGAUGCUCAAAACACCCAGACAAAAGCAGAAAAGCGUGUUUUAUCCAAUCCACGUAGCCCAGAACUACACAGAGCAGGCACUGGUACACAAAUGCACCCAAAACCUCUGGUUCAACCAGGAGCACUGCAGAGCGUGUGUGUGGGGAAGCCAAAGCAUACAGUGGGAGCUGUCUGCACCCAGCAUGGUGCACAAACAAAUGUGGAACCUCUGGAGAAGAAUCAAAACCAGAUCCAGAGCCACUCAAACCCUCUCAGUCAGACCCAUGUCUCACACGUUCAGUCUCAGCUCACCGUCACCACUACAGCUAAAAAUAAUGUGAGGGUUCAAGAGUCAAACCCUGUACACGCUGCUUCCCCCCCACAAGGACAGCACAGGACUGUCCAUUACCAAUCACCUUUCAAGACAAAUUUAAAUGUGGAGCACCAUGAUGUGGGUCCUGAAGGUCCUGUGUUUCAGCAGAAGAAUAGAGACAGACUGACAAAGCCUUUGGGGGCUGCUGCAGGUCUAAACACACAAAGACGACAAUGGCACUGCUCCCUGAACUUUAAACCAAAGAUGGACUUUCCACCUGAUUAUCCCAAUGGCCGUUCUCCUUCCACAUCACAGCAAAAACAAGCAAAUACAGGCCUGUUGUUCCCUUUAACACAUCCAAGAGGACACACAUCUGGACUGCAAACAAAAGUGUCCUUUAUGGGAUCCAUGAGGCAAGCUCAGCCCCAGAGGCACCAACAGUCACACCCAACCACAGAGGCCCCAGGUUCAAAGUCAGCACCGACUACAGGAGCUAAACUUCACGUACAGCCCCACACCUCCCAGCAGGUGAAGCCCCCUCCAACAAUGAACUGGACACCCCAGGGUCACAGUGCAAGACCCAGACCUUUGGCUCGCUACAGCUCCUUUAACGCCACCUACGGGACGGGACAUCAGACAGGCUGGAGGCCGUUUUACAGCACCAUAAAUACUUCGUUGGGAAGGAGCUAGAGCAUGACUGACAGACACCCUGCAGGCUUCAAAGGAGCAGCUCUUCACCCAAACAUAACCAAGACCUGAGAGAAAUAUACAGACUGCAGAGGAACGGAAUGAGACAGUGUACUCAUCUGUUCAUAUGAAAUGCUGUGUAUAUUCUACUGUGCAACACUUAUGAAAUGAUUAAACUACUACUUUAUUUCUACAAAAUUAUGAGUUAAGACAGAAGUGUGAACUAUUUUUAGAUGAUUUUCAUGUGUGUAGCAUAGCAUAAAAAAAAUCUUUAUUUUCUUAAAAGAUAUAAAUUUAAUUAAGCAAACACUGUAGAG
Molecule: messenger RNA, 2439 nt
Organism: Dicentrarchus labrax (European seabass)
Lineage: Eukaryota; Metazoa; Chordata; Actinopteri; Moronidae
Product: protein FAM83A-like
Exons: 6
Coding region: 68-2125 (685 amino acids)
Biological process (GO): epidermal growth factor receptor signaling pathway
Source: RefSeq, a predicted model, not a curated record